This is a messenger RNA of Clunio marinus, 273 nucleotides long. Lineage: Eukaryota; Metazoa; Arthropoda; Insecta; Diptera; Chironomidae. The record is from the annotation of a GenBank genome assembly.
AUGGAGUCUCGAAUACAAAUAAGUCUAUCAGAAAUAGAUUUAAGAGAUAGAGUUGUUGCAAUUUACGAUUUCUGUUUGUAUAAAAAGCCACUUGAGGGUUCGCAUGCGGCUUCACAAUUUUUUAAUGGUAUGUCGACGGAUAAGAUGAAAACAAUAACAUUAUCAGCAUUUUUAUUCAUUGAUUUCACAAAUUUGGGUGAUGAAAUGAAGCGCGUGGCUCAUCUUUAUAUUUCGUUGGAGAUUUUAAUAUGCACGAUGUUAAGUCAAGAAUGA